GCUGAAGGAAAAUGGACGUACUAUCGCAUUACAGCUCACCCGUGGUUGAAUUUCCGGCAACACAGCCGCUGGAGAAGCAGCACGCCCUGGUGGACAACUGUACGGGCACUGAUCCACCGUCUUCUAGCAAAGAUGCCGCCACCGAAACGCAUGAGAUGCUGCAUGUGGCCACACAAACGGAGCGACGAGUAGUUAGCAGCAAGGAUGUGGAAUACGAUGAGAGGGCUUUGGCCAAGUGGCUGCGACAAAUCUAUCCCAUGGUAGAACGAGAGCUAAUGAAUCCCACGCUUCUGAUGGAGGAUCUAACGAUGAGUCAGUGCCGCUUGGAGGAGGAACUGCAGGUGUACACGUACCAGAAGCUGGCAAUGGGUGGUGCGGACAACUCGCAAGGACUGGCCAUCUGGUUGUGUGUGCAUACCAAUAAUGCUCCAGUUCUGGUGGCCACCACGGUAGCUCCCCAUGAUGACUGGUGCGAGCAUGUGGAUCAGCAGCUAAAACUGUUUGUUCCCCAAAGAAUGUCCAGUGGCAACCUGGUGAUGUACACAGAGGCCAAAACUCUGGCCCUAAAAUCCUGCUUGCGGAGUCUAUGCACAAAUCCGUUCAACAAGACCAUGUUCGCUGGUUCCACCAUGGAUGGAGAGCUAUUCAUCUGGCUAUAUGAGCAGGCGAGGGGUUCCGAUUCCAGCGUCGAUAUCAAACAGCUUUACAGUGUGUCGUCUGCCCAGGGUGCUGCAGUGGCUCUGGACUGGCCGAGGGCACAGCUUCUGUUGGCCUGCUUUGCCAAUGGCAGCGUUCGACAGUGGGAUUUGAGCAGGCAGAUGGCUCUGGAUUGGGAGUACUCCCUUCCCGCAACGAUUACAUCAGAGCCCACGGCAAUGUUGACCCUUGGACUGGAUGAUUUCGUCGUGGGCACUAACGAUGGUGGCGUCUAUCGCUGCUGGAACACUGGGCGCCAAACCGCAGCCACCAAGCAGAUCAAAUUGUUGGCCCUACGGCGACAUCUUUUCAUGGUGACCACGCUGAUUCGCACUGAAAUGGAAGGCAACCAGUUCGUCCUGAGCUGCGAUCUCAGUGGGCAAGCCUUCUAUCACGAUAUGCGUCUUGUGGAUGAGGAUAUGACUCAGUUGAUAGUACAAAUCCCACUACCCUUUAAGAACGUAAUCGCCUGCAGUCGGGAUGGGAACAUCAUCUACUGCCCAGCCAAUGAUGGAUCACUGGAAUACUAUAGAGUGAGUGAUGGAGCACAUGCCCACGUCAAGGGAGGACUUCGCGGCAAGGGAAGCCUUAUCCGAAGUAGCGACAAUGGACGCUGGUUAAUUGCAGGCCUCUAUGGCGAUGAAUUCCAGAUAUUUUACGUAGAAUACUAAACGGUCGAUUUGGAUUUUGUUCUCAAUAAUCGCUUGUAUUUGCAUGACU
Drosophila santomea is the source of this 1416-nucleotide messenger RNA. RefSeq lists its product as uncharacterized. The transcript is spliced from 4 exons. Lineage: Eukaryota; Metazoa; Arthropoda; Insecta; Diptera; Drosophilidae. Bases 12 to 1367 code for a protein of 451 amino acids. The record is from RefSeq and is a predicted model, not a curated record. Gene Ontology annotation, molecular function: protein binding.